GUCAUUUAACAACUUUUAGCAAGAAAUCGACUUGCCUCUAGCAACUUCCCCUGAAAAUUUGUUGGCAACACUGAUUUGAACCGUCAAGGCAGAAGAUCUACGGUGAUGGAAAUGGAUACAACAGCUCUGGUCUAUAAGAUCCUCUGUGCCCAUAAUGGGUAUUUUGAGCUGGAAGAAAUGCGUGCCAACUUUAGCACGCCAGAAGAUGACCUGGAGAGUGUUUUCGGGAAUCAGGAUAUGUUUACCAGUGCUGUCUUUGAGGGAAACAAACGGAUAUUUGCCAAGACGAAGAUGAGGUUAUGCAGAGACAAGGAAUGUAAUGGCUGCAGCAAUUUACAUCUGUGUAUAUUCUACCUUUAUGGAACGUGUCGAUUCAAUGAGGGACAGCGAUGCCGCUUCUGUCAUGAGCUGACGUCAGAAUACAARAUCAGAGUCCUGAGAGAGCAUCACCUGGAGAAAUUGGACAAGAGGGAGCUGUGUAUGUUACUGCUGCAGAAUGACAACACUCUCUUACCCCCAGUUUGCUUCACAUACAACAAAGGUAGUGGAGAGUACGGAUACUGUCCUGACAAGGAGAGCUGCAGAAGACUCCACGUCUGUGAGCGCUACAUCAGAGGAACCUGUGCUGCAGACGUGGACUGUGGCAGGUCUCACGACUUCAACGAGCCCCACCCGCUCAACACCCUGCAGCAGAGGGGAGUACCUAAUGAACUGGUGGCAUCCAUGUUGUACACCUACCGCAACAUCCAGGCCAUUCAGUAUGAGGAAGGCUCUAGACCUGUAUGUCAUCCUCCUCCACCACCACCUCCCCCACAAACAUAUUUCCCGGCCCCCAAUGUUGUCCAAAGAGAGACCCACUACAUCCACUUGCAGCCAAUCAUAGUACACUCACAAGUGACCCCUUCAAUGCUCUGCAACUUCAAGUUAAAAUCACGUCCCUUUGUCCAGACCAAACCCAAGAGCCAUACUAAGCCAUCCUCAUCAGCUUCACACCAAUCAAAACCCUCUAAACCACCUACACCAGCUCCACACCAAUCAAAAUACUCUCAACCGGCUCCACACCAAUCAAAAUCCACUAAACCACCUACACCAGCUCCACACCAAUCAAAAUCCUCUAAAGCGCCUCCACCAACUCCACAGCAAUCAAAAUCCUCUAAAGCGCCUCCACCAACUCCACAGCAAUUCAAAUCCUCUAAAGCGCCUCCACCAACUCCACAGCAAUCAAAAUCCUCUAAAGCGCCUCCACCAACUCCACAGCAAUCAAAAUCCUCUAAACCGCAUCCACCAGCUACACACCAAUCAAAAUCCUCUCAACCAGCUCCACAUCAACCAAAAACAACCAAAGCUCCUCCAUCAGCCAGGCGAAGAUGAAUUUUUGCAGAAAUCAUACAGUACCAGUCAAAAGUUUGGGGACACCUACUAAUUUCAGGGUUUUUCUUAAUUUUUUACUGAUUCCUACA
Messenger RNA from Salvelinus sp. IW2-2015, 1460 nucleotides. RefSeq names its product zinc finger CCCH-type antiviral protein 1-like. Lineage: Eukaryota; Metazoa; Chordata; Actinopteri; Salmoniformes; Salmonidae. Gene Ontology annotation, molecular function: metal ion binding; NAD+-protein mono-ADP-ribosyltransferase activity; NAD+ poly-ADP-ribosyltransferase activity. Gene Ontology annotation, cellular component: nucleus. The record is from RefSeq and is a predicted model, not a curated record.